CCAAGCUUCAAACUAAUUUUGAACUCACUGAGUCAUGGGUCAGUCAUGCUGCAAACAUUGCUUUCUUCGGUUGGAUAUCUUCAUUUAUGACCUAUAGUUGGGAAUUGUAAGUCUCUGAUGAGGAAAAUUCCAAUGCUUAGCCCCAGACUAUUUAUAUCUGAAUCUCCCCGCUAUUAACAGUUCCACACAAGUGAUUCGGCAGGGCAAGCUGCAUCCCCUUGUGGAGGUUGUGGAACGUCUGUGUUUGUGUGUGCGGUCGGUGCCUGUGAUCUGAGAGUGGUUCUUCUUGGUUUGAAGGUUCCUGUUCUAUUCCACAGCAGGAUAUCUACCUUGUCUGUGGAUCCCAGAGAUCAUGACUGGCCUCGUGUGGUGUGGGUGUUGAAGUUUUGGAGGCCUGGGUUACGGUGCAAGACUGGGAAAGAGGUCACGGCCUGUGGCUGAGCGACGAGGGAACACCGGGCCCUAAAAUGGUUUCACUUGACUGAUACUUGUGCCAAAACAGGGUCUUUGUCCAGGACUCUUGCGCCAUGGUUAUCCAGCUAGACUGGAGGCUCCUGUGCGUCGUGUUGUUUACGGUUCUACUGCCGACGGAAGCGGGUCAUCUUCAGCCCUUGGCCCGGAUCUGGGACUUCCAGCAAACUCUGGCUUUGCUGAAUAAUUAUGGCUACUUUGUGGGGAACGCGACAGACUCCGGAGGAGCCAGACGAGAGAGAGAAGGGAGGUUAAGGAUACUGAGAGAUCCAACAGAGGAACUCCAACAGGACCAGAACAUGAUCAAAGUUAUGGCGAACUCCGAGUCUGCCUGGCCCGACUUCCCGUAUGGCAGGACAGGGCAGCUGUCUCUCAGUGGGACCAAGUGGAAGAACAAAGAUGUGUCUUUCAGGAUCAUGAACUACCCCAGCAGUGACCACCUGGACGAUGCCAUCGUCCAUCAGGUGUUGGUGGAUGCCCUGGAGGUCUGGGCGAACGUGUCAGGACUGCGGUUUGUGGAGAGGACCAGUGGAGAUGCUGACAUCAUGAUCAAGUUCGCCCGAGGCAACCAUGGGGAUGGAAAAGCUAAUCAGUUUGAAGGUCCUGGAGGAGAAUAUGCCCAUGCCUUCCAGCCCCCAGGACUGGACUGGCCGGAUGGCUAUGGUGACGAUGGGGAUGUGCACUUUGAUGCUGAUGAGUACUGGACUCUGCGCUCACCCAGGGGAGUGAACCUGUUCCAGAUUGCGGUGCACGAGUUUGGCCACGCCCUCGGCCUGAGUCACACCGAUGACCCCAGCACCAUCAUGUUUCCGUUCCCCGUCUUCAGGAACGACUUCUGUGUUCAUCCUGAUGAUGUCAGAGCCAUACAGAGCCUCUAUGAUGAACCUGAAAAAUCAUCACCUUCCUUACCGAGGUGCAACAGCCUACCUGACCCCUGUGCCUCAGAGUUUGAUUCUAUCCUGCAUUUCCGUUCAGAACUGUUUGUAUUUAAGGGCAUCUACACAUUCCGGCGCCACAUGUGGGAGCACGGCGCGGAACCCAAGCUGUUGAUCACCCAGCAGGUGUGGAGAGGGCUGCCAGACAAGAUCGACGCUGCCUACACCCGACCACAGGACGACAAAAUCAUCUUCUUCAGUGGUGCCCAGUACUGGUUGUUUGAUGGUGCUAACAUGGCGCCAGGUUUCCCACGGCCCAUCUCAGACUUUGGCCUGCCCACGGAUGAUGUGGAUGCUGCUGUUGCCUGGAGACCAACUAAAAAGACUUAUUUCUUUAAGGGAGACCUGUACUGGAGAUACAACGAGGAGACGAAGACCCUGGACCCAGGCUACCCCCGACCCGUCAGCAUGUGGCACGGCGUGCCGUCUAGUCCUGACUGUGCUUCAGACCUGGGCGAGGAUGGUGAAGUUUAUUUCUUCCGUGGAAGGAACUACUGGAAGUACAGCAGCCAUCAUCUCAAGGUGAAAAGAGGCUACCCGAGGUCCAUAGCCGAAGACUGGAUGGGCUGUUAGUUACAUUGCUGUUCGGGGCUGAUUGGCAAUUAAAUCAGGCUACAGUGCCAGACUGUCUCUUGUCUUCUGCACUAUUGAUACUGCAGAGCAUAUUUGUAUAGUCUAUGUUUGAAGUGAAACCAGCAAGACAACAGACAGUGAAUGUGUUAAACAUAUGAAGUCCAUGUAGACCUAGGUAUUCUAAAUGACAUGACAACAGUGAUUGUGUUGUGACAUUUCAAUGAGAGCCUGUCAGUGAACAUUUUGCUUUCUAAAGAUGACACCAUAUCAACAUGGCAGCCCUUUAGAAGAACUCACUGUAUCAAGUACUUGUUACCUUUUGAAUUACGUGGUCCAGACCACAACCUGAACUUUUGGGGCAACUCUCUGCUAGGGGUUACACUACGAGAGCCAGUUUGGUUCUCUGUUGUUUCACCAAUACGCCACAACUCCACACUAGUGUAUCUACUACUAGUGACAGGCAGAGAGGACCCAUAUUCGUUAGGCCAACUACUUGGUCUCCUCAGUGCUCCAACUGGAAUGUCAUAUGUCACAAACGUCUCAUAGCUCUUGGCACGGGGCACCUCUUCUGUUUGGGUCUGUACAUUACGGUACAAGCCCUUGUCUUUCUUCCAGGUGCCCUUGUGUAGAGUCAUGGCACCUAAACGUCGCCUCUCUUUCUCCAGAUCUACAUGGAACCGCAGUUUUUGUAUUUCUUUCCUGACGUCCUGCAGUGUUGCGAGGGUGUCAGACUGCUGUUUGAGGGAGGCCUCCUCUGUUUUUACUGCCUUUUCUGCCUUCUCUUUGGCAUCUUGCAGGUUCAGCCUUGCUUUCCUACGCACAUCGCACACGUCAGACAUCACCCCUCUGAGCUGGCGGAUUUCAGACUGAACCGUGGAAAGUUUUGCCUUUUCUUCCUUCUGAUGUUCAAUGCGUUGGAGAAUACGAUUUGUCUUCCUGUGCUCCCUUGAGAGCUUGUCUUGCAGGCGAGCCAGUUGGAUUUCAAGUUUCCUGCUUCUCUGCGAGGUAGCCUGCAGCUUUCUCUUCUUUGCCUCCUCAGUUUCUGACAGAAAAUUCCCAGUUCUUGGGUCUGGGAUGUGAGAAGAUCGAAUGCUCGGCCACUUGUUCAGUUGACCAAAUGCAGCUGUCAACUCAGUGAUUUCACAUCCAUCUUCUGAGGUCAGUAACACUGCUAGGACAGAUUCCUUACCUGCCUCCAUCUGUGAUGAUCAUACAGACAGAUGUAAACUUACAACAAAGAGAGCAUACAUUUCUGCAUAGACUGUUAAAAUUUCUUACUAUAAUGACAUAAUGUAACGUUACUGGAAUCACAAUCAUGUGUAACUUAUUUUCAAAUAGCAACUGAGAACUAGAUUUAAUAUGGAUGAAAGUUAGAUUACCUCAAUGGAUUGUUCAAGAUUUGCUUGACUGUACAUAUAAUUAUUAUUUUUUAUAUCAACUGUCAUCUCUUCAAACUUUUAAUGUAAAAGAAAAUAUGGCACACCAGAUAUUGUUAUUGUCAAUACUUCUGAUGCCAUCCACAUAAGUCCAACAUGUACCUGAACCUCAUGUUGUAUGUUACCAAUAAAUGUUUUUUCUUCACGUC
Molecule: messenger RNA, 3564 nt
Organism: Branchiostoma floridae (Florida lancelet)
Lineage: Eukaryota; Metazoa; Chordata; Leptocardii; Amphioxiformes; Branchiostomatidae
Product: matrix metalloproteinase-17-like
Exons: 10
Coding region: 528-1979 (483 amino acids)
Biological process (GO): proteolysis; collagen catabolic process; extracellular matrix organization
Cellular component (GO): extracellular matrix
Molecular function (GO): zinc ion binding; metalloendopeptidase activity
Source: RefSeq, a predicted model, not a curated record